Ylistrum balloti is the source of this 1128-nucleotide messenger RNA. Its product is annotated as gamma-aminobutyric acid receptor subunit gamma-4-like. The coding region runs from base 1 to 1128 and encodes 375 amino acids. Gene Ontology annotation, biological process: nervous system process; monoatomic ion transmembrane transport; regulation of membrane potential. Gene Ontology annotation, cellular component: membrane; synapse; neuron projection. Gene Ontology annotation, molecular function: neurotransmitter receptor activity; transmembrane signaling receptor activity; extracellular ligand-gated monoatomic ion channel activity. NCBI's taxonomy places the organism in Eukaryota, Metazoa, Mollusca, Bivalvia, Pectinida, Pectinidae. The transcript is spliced from 7 exons. The record is from RefSeq and is a predicted model, not a curated record.
AUGGACAAGCCAGCAAUAGAAGAUCACACGGAUGUCAACGGACCAGUCCCAGAAGAACCUCCACGGACCGUGUAUGUAAAAGUGGUAUUUCUCAAACUCGGUGAAAUAGACACUGUGAAGGAACAGUUCGCAGCUGAUGUCUUCAUACAGGCAAGAUGGCGUGAACGAAGUCUGGACAGCAGCAAAGUAAGUUUGUUUUUGUCCUUGGACUUUGAAAACUAUUGGAAUCCAAACAUUAUGAUACAAAAUCGAAAUGACAGCGCCAAGCGAAGCAAGUGGAGUGAGCUGAGGUUUGGUAAAUCUGGAGAAGCAUUCAUAGUGGAAAAAAGGCGUAUAAAGGGAACAUUUACAGAGAAAAUGGAACUGGAAGAUUUUCCGUUUGAUUCCCAGGAUCUCAGUGUCGUUAUAACGUCAGACAAAUCUAUCAAGGAAGUGGUGUUUGAGGAGGACAAUCAGGACCUGUCAUCGAUAAAUGUGUCGAGUUUUGCAGACGAACAGGAAUGGUGGUUAAAUGACUAUGUGGACAGUAGGAUAAGUGUUAUUAAGAAGGAGUUUACCCAGAGUAAGAAUGUGGAGUUUCCGGUCCUGCGUGUCAGCUGUAUCGCUACACGUCAAUUCAUGUUCUUUGUGUGGAACAUCAUCAUCAUUAUGUUUAUCAUCAGUAUGCUGUCGUUUGGUACGUUCUCGGUGAACCGGACCCUGCCACAGAACAGAUUACAGCUAGCCUUCACUCUCACACUCACCGGGGUCACUUUCAGAUUUGUAGCCAAUCAGAGUCUUCCUAAGAUAUCCUACCUAACAAAACUGGACAAAUACAUCCUAUUCAGUAUGAUUUUCAACUUCCUUGUAAGCCUAUGGCACGCCGUCGUUUCACUUAUCGACGACAAGACUGCAGAGGACGGCCGACAUGACUUCUGGGCAUUCAUAUUCUUUAUUAUCUUGUACUCAUCGUUUCAAGUUCUCUUCCUUCUCAACGUCCUCAUCAAGUAUUUGAUCACCAAACGGAAGAUCCAAAAGAAUGUGACAGCAUAUCAAGUAAAGGCUGUCCAUAUCCUGGGACACGAAUGGUCAAGUAACCGACGAGUGAGAGCUAACAAACCCGCUACUAUCGUACCAAUCCCAUUUUAA